GUCGAAGGUGAAGCCUAGAGUGCCUUAUAAAAACUUCCCUGGCUCAGUGCUCCUCACCAGUGCUGGCUUCUUGCUACAGCUCCACUCUCCUGUGCAUUGAGAGGUUAACCUGAGAUUGAGAAGAUGACUAAGCUGGAAGACCACCUGGAGGGAAUCAUCAACGUCUUCCACCAGUACUCAGUUCGGGUGGGGCAUUAUGACACGCUCUCCAAGGGUGAGCUGAAGCAGCUGAUCAAAAGGGAACUUCCAAACACACUCGAGAAUACCAAAGAUCAACCUACCAUUGACAAAAUAUUCCAAAAUCUGGAUGCUGAUAAAGAUGGCCAGGUCACCUUUAAGGAAUUCAUAAUCCUGGUGGCCGAGGUGCUGGAGACUGCCCAUGAGAACAUCCACAAAGAGUAAGAAGCUCUGAGGGGCUUUUUCCCAGCAAUGUCCCCAAGAAGAUGUUUCUUUCUCCUCACCCAAGUCCAGCCUUGCCUGAGGGAAGUGAGAGUUAAUAAAUGUACUCUUGAAAUGUU
This is a messenger RNA of Diceros bicornis minor, 518 nucleotides long. It is a transcript of the gene S100A12, whose product is annotated as S100 calcium binding protein A12. Gene Ontology annotation, molecular function: calcium ion binding; RAGE receptor binding. Gene Ontology annotation, biological process: positive regulation of canonical NF-kappaB signal transduction; antimicrobial humoral immune response mediated by antimicrobial peptide; endothelial cell migration. The transcript is spliced from 3 exons. The record is from RefSeq and is a predicted model, not a curated record. The coding region runs from base 124 to 402 and encodes 92 amino acids. NCBI's taxonomy places the organism in Eukaryota, Metazoa, Chordata, Mammalia, Perissodactyla, Rhinocerotidae. Gene Ontology annotation, cellular component: extracellular exosome; cytoplasm.